This is a messenger RNA of Neospora caninum, 270 nucleotides long. Its product is annotated as putative dynein light chain. The transcript has a single exon. Lineage: Eukaryota; Apicomplexa; Conoidasida; Eucoccidiorida; Sarcocystidae. Gene Ontology annotation, cellular component: dynein complex. The record is from RefSeq and is a predicted model, not a curated record. Gene Ontology annotation, molecular function: dynein light intermediate chain binding; dynein intermediate chain binding. Gene Ontology annotation, biological process: microtubule-based process. The coding region runs from base 1 to 270 and encodes 89 amino acids.
AUGGCUGACAGGAAGGCGGUGAUCAAGAAUGCAGACAUGCCUGAAGAUUUGCAGCAGGACGCCAUUGACUGCGCAAACCAGGCACUGGAGAAAUACAACAUUGAGAAGGACAUUGCCGCUUUCAUCAAGAAGGAGUUUGACCGCAAACACAACCCCACGUGGCACUGCGUCGUUGGUCGGAACUUCGGCUCCUACGUGACGCAUGAAACCCACCAUUUUAUCUAUUUUUAUAUUGGACAGGUUGCUGUUUUGCUCUUUAAGAGCGGUUGA